AUGAUUCGUGGAAACGGAUCUCCUGGCGCAGCCAGUAGCAACCGUUCCUCCGACGAGGCUGCUUCUCACAAUGGCUCUCCUGAGACCAAGCUCACUGCAUUCUCCCCGGAGGAUGCCCGCAUAAAGUCCCUUUUGGACAAUUCAGGUGCCAUUGGCCUUCACAGACACGAAACCAUGACUUUUACAUCUGUCCAUAAGCCGGGAAUUGGCCAGGAUGCAUUCAGGACCAUUUCGGGACCAAAUGCACGAAUCCAGCUCUCUCCCACGGCAAGCCCUUUCACUCCAGCCAGCUAUAUCCAGGGUAGAUUUACUGGAAAUGAGAGUGUCUCGGCCUUUUUGAAACAGAACGAUGUUUCCCCAGCCACAAUCAGCUACUUGGCAGCGAAUUCUGACCCGGAAACCCCAUUCACUCCAAAUGGCUCUUUCGCUCGAAACUCCCCUCCACGUUUCGGCCCGAUUGCUCCCGGUGGUCCUGUUCAUUUGACUUACCCCAAGCAGGAUGAAGCAGCUCGCUCGAAGAUGAGCUACUUGACAGCCACCUCUGAACUGGAAAUUCCGUUUACUCCGAACGGGUCACUUGCUCGCAACUCGCCUCCACGUUUCGGUACCAUUGGUCACCCUUACGUGGCUCCGACACCCAUUCAUAUGGCGUAUUGCCAGUUUGGUACUUUUGACAAGAUCAACCGCAGUCGUGCAUUUACCAUUGAAGGCGCACCGACGGACUUAGCCCACUUGACCAUUGUUAGCCUUUUUGAUCGCCAUGAGUUCAGCACUCUCAAGGGGCCUAUCCUUACUGAACUGGGCACUCAUGGAAAAAUUUAUGUCGGUUUUACCGAUAGCCGCGAUGCCAAAGCUGCUUUUGAUAAAGUCAAAAAGCAGUAUCCCGCCUGGUAUUUGCAGGCCUUGACUGCCAAAGAGUUUACUGGAAAACACGAUGCGACUUAUGUGGGUGCAACUUCUGACUAUGAAGGUUACAUCUUUGCUUCGGUUUAUUUCAAUGGCAACAAUCCAGCUGCGGAUGGAUGCGUGAUCUCCCACAAUUUCAAGAACAUUCUCGAGAAGUUCGGCGACAUCAAAGCCUUCUGCACUAUUCCCACCGAGCAGAGGCAUGUCGUUGACUUUAUGGUCGAGUUCUUCGACACUCGUGCCGCCGAAAACGUCGCUUCCACUUUGAACGGCAGUUCAGUUGAUGAAUGUAUUCUCGAGAUCAACCUCUACAGGCCCGAUGUUGUAGAGAAUCAUUACAUUGAUUUUGAACACAAGGAUGCCUCCGAUGCAGUUACAAAGCAGUCGGUCGGACGCCGCGAUAGCUUUGGACAACCAUAUGUCAAACUCAGUCCGACCGGUCGCUCAACUAUUCCCGUCGGCGAUCCUGCCAGUGAAUUUGGUUGGCUUCGCAAGGCUGAAAACAAUUUGUCCUAUCGUCAUCGUCACGAAGUUGGACGGCGUCAGGAUUCUCGUCCCAAUAACCAGAAUUAUGUUGAUAUCGAGAAGAUUCGACUUGGUCUCGAUGUCCGCACUACUAUUAUGUUGCGCAAUAUUCCCAACAAGAUUGACCAAGUAAUGCUAAAGAACAUUGUUGACGAGACCAGUUUCGGCAAGUAUGACUUUAUGUAUUUGCGUAUCGAUUUCGCCAACAAUUGCAAUGUGGGCUAUGCCUUCAUCAACUUCGAGGAUCCCAUCGAUAUUAUUGACUUUGCCAACGCUCGUGCUGGUCGUACAUGGAAUUGCUUCAACAGCGAUAAGGUCGCAGAGAUCUCGUAUGCCACCAUUCAAGGAAGAGAUUGUCUCGUUCAAAAGUUCCGCAACAGCUCCGUCAUGUUGGAGCAUCCAUCCUUCCGUCCUAAAUUGUUCUAUACUGGCAGUGGGCCACUGGCUGGUACAGAAGAGCCUUUCCCCGGCCCUGACAAUCCAUCGAAGAUGCGACGCAGCGUCGAAAAUGCCGAACACGUUGGCAUGUAUAAACUCGUGAAGACCUCCGUACCGAAACCGGGUCUCUUUGCGCCCAGAGUUGGUCAACAGUACCGUGAUGAACAGCGUCGCCGUCGGUCCCAAUACGAUCGUGGAACCACUGCCGCAGAGCGCGAGACUUACUGCCCCCGCCACUAUUAUCCUCGCCGUAAUAGCAACAGUUUUGCUCCAACAUCACGCUGGUGCGAAUUUCAGUAUCAGAACUGAAUUUUUCAAAUUUGCAACGACGACAUCCGAUGACUAUGAACGUUUUCCAACAAGAAGUGUUUGGAAUGUGAUUCGCGAUGUCCGAUUUGCUUUUUGCUCUUCUUUUCCUUUGCCCCCCACCAUCGAUUACUACUCUUUAUCUUCUACUUUCAUAAUGCUUAAAGGAGUCAGGGUAACUCGUCAGCAAUUUGGGGACGCUGCUAACUGUAUUCAAGGGAACAAGGAAGUAUCCAUUAUCAGCGCCUGUUCACGUUUAUCUUUGGGCUGCUUGGGUAUGGUGCACCGGAUUUCCCUCUCGAAGUUUUCCGCAUUUGGUUGCGAAAAUUCCAAGGUUGGAAGCCUACACCUCCUUCUUACAUAUUUUCGACAGGUAGCGGUUCCCCUCCUAUACCUUACCCCCUUUAUUAGCUUGCUGUGGACUACGAUUGAUAGCUUUUGCUUUAUCGUUGUUAUUCCUUUCUGCAGUUGCAGUUUCACACGGCUUACAGUUCUUUUAACCUUGAUGAUUCGGUGAAUGCGCCUCGACGUUGACAGAUAUUUUCGCAGAUGGAUGUUGCACAUGUAAGAUAAUUUCGGUGCGUUGUUCUUGUGCUGAUGCUUUGCUCUCGCUGGGAAUCUUAUGAAAAAGACAAAAAAAAAAAAAAUAUUUUUUUCUCUUUGUACUUAAGAGGAGCGAAGGCUACCUAUCUAAUUAUUGUGGAAUACGACCAUCGGUCUCCCACGC
Coccidioides immitis RS is the source of this 2902-nucleotide messenger RNA. Its product is annotated as meiosis protein MEI2. Bases 1 to 2178 code for a protein of 725 amino acids. NCBI's taxonomy places the organism in Eukaryota, Fungi, Ascomycota, Eurotiomycetes, Onygenales, Onygenaceae. Gene Ontology annotation, molecular function: RNA binding. The record is from RefSeq and is a predicted model, not a curated record. The transcript is spliced from 13 exons.